GGGUGGUAUCACAGGGAGUCCCGUCAUUUGAGUCAGGGCACACAUGCCUCAGCAGUGAGAGGCUCCACUCCCGUUGGUUGGCCAGCAUCCCAGGGUAGACGCAAAGACAGAGAGAGAGAGAGAGAGACUGAGAGGACUGAGAAUAAGAGAAAAAGGAGGAAAAGAAAGACAGCAAGAAGACAAGUAGCCUAGAAAGUGGGAAGAGGAAAAGCUCCAAAGAAGUGGAAGACCAUGGCGGAUCCAGCAGGCUUGCAGCAGGAGCGAGUGGCUCUGACCGAGGUGUCUGACGACGACGAGGAGGUGUCCCUGGUAGCCGCAGCGGUCCAGCCCACCACCGACAGCGAUGAAGACGACAUUUCAGAAGAAGUGGACCUGGUGCUGGCCACGGGCACCAAGAGUGAGGCGCAGGUCAACGGGGUCAUGGUGCUGACCCUGCUAGACAAGAUCAUCGGGGUGGUGGACCAGAUCCAGCAGACCCAGAACGGGCUGGAGGCCAGACAGCAGGACAUGGAGAAGUCUGUUUCUUGCAUCCAGGGAGAGCUGGCCAAGCUGUCCAAGAGCCACACUGACACGGCCAACACCGUCAACAAGAUGCUGGGCAAGGUGCGCAAGGUCAGCGUCAACGUGAAGACGGUCCGCACCAACCUGGAGAAGCAGGCGGGCCAGAUCAAGAAGCUAGAGAGCAACGAGAACGAGCUGCUCAAGAGACGGCACUUCAAGGUUCUCAUAUACCAGGAUGAGAAUAAGGCCGCUAAAGCCUCUCUAAAGUCGUCCAAGGUGGCAGAGAAUGUAGCUGAGGGCUGCUCUGUGGAAGGGGGGCUGGAGCAGAUCCCUGAGGAGGGCGGCGAGGCAGCGCUCACUGGCCUCAACUCAGACGAGGAGGUGGAGAUCGAGGAGAUCAUCGAAGAGUCCCGGGCGGAGAAGAUAAAACGCUCCAGCAAGGCGCGCGUGGACAACAUCAAGAAGGCCUUCUCCAAAGAGCAGAGGGAGAAGAGAGCGCAGAAGACCAAGGACAACCUGGAAAAGACCAAGCAGAAGACCAGGGAUAACCUGGAGAAGACCCGGCAGAAGACUCACGACAAGCUGGAGAAGACCAAGCAUAGCCUGGAGAAGAAGAUGGGCAAGCUGGGCAACAAGAUGACCCCCAACAUGGAGCGGAAGGAGAAGCUAAAGGGCUCCAAGGAGAUGUUGAAGAAGUCUCUGACCCCCGACCACACCGUCUAUGCCCGCUCCAAGACGACCGUGUACCGCGUGCCGCCCUUCACCUUCCACGUGAAGAAGUUCCGGGAUGGAGAGGUGGAAGUGGUGCACACAGAGGGCACAGAGAUGGAGGAGGUGGCCGAGAAUGAGGCCCUGCAGGCGGGAGAGGGAGACGUGGAGGUGGAGGAGCUGGUGAGAGUAGUAGACACCCCAGAGAUGAGUGCUGUCCUGGAGUUGGAUGAAGAGGAGGAGGAGCUGGUGAGAGUAGACACCCCAGAGAUGGCAGCUUUCCUGGAGGUGGCUGAGGACCAGGUGGCAGAGCAUCUGAUCAGGCUGGGGAGUAAGGUCCCUGUGGUGAAAACAAGCAUGAAGACAACCAGCAAAUAACUCUGUCUACAGGGCCCAGCAGGAUUGGAAGAAUGAUACAAUAGAGGGAUGAGGAGAUAGGGGAGAAGAGAGAGGGGGAGAGUAAAGAAGAGGAGAGUAACAUCCUACAUUUGGAUGACAGUGACACAGCAUGCAUGAUAAGGACUGUCGGGACAGUGUUCACAAUCUACUCAUCUUAUAAUAAAAAUUAUAAUAACACAAUAUGCCAUUUAGCAGACGCUUUUAUCCAACGCAACUUACAGUCAUACGUGCCUACAUACAUCUUGUUUGAGAAGAAAAAAAAUGACGCAUCAGGAAUUACUUUCAAUGUAGUAUGUGCUGUUCUAGACAACAACAAAACAAUUAACCCCGCAGUUUUGUUUCUUCCUUACAUAUUUUCUUGUCUUUUAGUUUGUGAAUGACUCUGAUUGGUCUAGUCUGGGAUAUUGCUUGUUGAUACAAUUUUUUGUUGUUGUUUUUGAAAUAGAAUGACCACAAUGCUAAGGGAAUAAAUAGUAGUUGCUAUUGCGAUUUGAUGUACAAUAAUUGCUAACGUAGGAUAAACAGUACAUAACAAUGUAUAUGGAAAUAUCCCCCACUGGGCACAGACGUCAAUUCAUCAUCUAUUCCACGUUGGUUCAACGUCAUUUCAUUGAAAUGAUGUGGAAACAAAGUUGAUUCAGCCAGUGUGUGCCCAGUUGUGGUGGUAUCUUGAGAUUUUCUGAUUUGAUGGUUGGUGGUCAUGUGAUGUGCAGGUCAGAGAAAUUACGUUUUGACAAAUGAAGAGUAAGAGCACACACUGGAAACACCUAAAGAUGGUUUCGACGUGCAUGGGGAGAGACACAGGGGACCGUCUUUUCCUUGACUGAAGAGUUUACAGAUCGGUUAAACAAAUGCUCACAGCCAUUUUGAGCAGCCAACUUUCUACUGUAAGUGUGGGCAUACAAGCUCUGUCAACAUGUCAAGGUUCUGAAAGGACGAGAUAGAUAAGAUAAUGAUGAAGAUUAAGAUAGUUCUCACUUUUCUUAGAGGAGCACUAUGAAGCUUUUAUUUCUGAUCAACAGUGUGGCCCUAUUGGUUGAUUGUUUUCAUUUUGGAGGACCGAGAGGGAGGGUCACGGCAAAUGCAAUAUUAAAAAAGAAGAGGAAGAGACUCACUGAUUGGCAUAAAUGGAACUAUUUUUGCGCGUGUGUAAUGUUUCAGCCGCAAUCUUGAGCCAAACAGGGAAAAACGAGUGUAUCUUUAAAUGAUGUAAUGGGGUUGAUGGAUGCCAGACGUGUAAAGUAAUCCUUCUCUAUAAUUAUUUCUAAAGUUUUUUCACUUAAAAAAACAGGAUCGCAACAGAUCCUAUUUGUUUUGUUUUGAAAUGGAGAAUGAGAAGGAUGAAGGAUUAGUGACGACUCGAAAGAGAUGUGAAUUUAGUUGCAUAGUUUUACCUUCCUUUAAAAAAAAUAUAUGUUUCAUUAAGUUUCUAAGUUGUACUAUAUUGUGAUAUCUGGAAAAUAGUUCUCCUUCUCUCAGUUUUUAGUUACCAGUGUAACCACCAAACUACCUGGUUGUUACUA
Oncorhynchus kisutch (coho salmon) is the source of this 3131-nucleotide messenger RNA. RefSeq names its product caveolae-associated protein 1. Bases 232 to 1587 code for a protein of 451 amino acids. Lineage: Eukaryota; Metazoa; Chordata; Actinopteri; Salmoniformes; Salmonidae. The transcript is spliced from 3 exons. Gene Ontology annotation, molecular function: rRNA primary transcript binding. Gene Ontology annotation, biological process: transcription initiation at RNA polymerase I promoter; termination of RNA polymerase I transcription. The record is from RefSeq and is a predicted model, not a curated record. Gene Ontology annotation, cellular component: caveola; cytoplasm.